This is a messenger RNA of Megalops cyprinoides (Indo-Pacific tarpon), 1560 nucleotides long. It is a transcript of the gene cfap53, whose product is annotated as cilia and flagella associated protein 53. The record is from RefSeq and is a predicted model, not a curated record. Bases 2 to 1549 code for a protein of 515 amino acids. The transcript has 8 exons. NCBI's taxonomy places the organism in Eukaryota, Metazoa, Chordata, Actinopteri, Elopiformes, Megalopidae.
AAUGUACACAGUACAAUGUCGGGAAUUCACGGGCCCAACGCCUCAUUCAGUUGCUGUGAGGGCGAAGUUUCCGUCAGCGAAACCGGUCGAUCACAUCAUCCUGGACAGAAGAAGGAAGGAGGAGGCCCACGACAAGCUGCUGGACUUUACCCGGUACCAGAACACCUGCGACAUGAAGUCCCAAUGGGAAAAGACCACUGAUCGCCGCAUUGUCCUAGGCACCAUUCAGCGGCGGGUCCAGGAGGCCAUGAACCAGUAUCGAAUGGGAAUUGAUGAGCGGAGGGAGAGGUUGCGAGACCUGCUGGAGACAGAGGAGAGGGAGCUCCUGCAAGAGAUGGAGGCCAGUAAGGAGACAGACUUGGAAAGACAGGCCAAGAUGUGUGAGAGAGCCAAAAUCCUGAGGGAGAGAAGGGAAAGCGACAGACAGAGAGUGGUGGCGGAAAAGCUGGAUCAGCUCUUCAGGGAGCAGUGCGAGGAGCUGCGGACGAUGCAGACGCAGCGGCUGCAGCAGGAGGUCUGCGCGGAGCGUGCUGCUCAGCUGCGCAGCCAGCGGGAGGCGCGGCAGCAUCGCGAGGAGGAGGACCGCCUGUACGCGGAGCUGUGGGAGAGAGACCGGCUGGCCAAGGAGGGCCGCGAGGAGCGCGAGGCGCAGCAGCGGCAGCACAACAACCGGCAGCAGCAGGAAUUCCUGCAGAUGCAGAUACAGGCGGCCGAGCAGCAGAGGAUGCAGGCCAAACAGCUGAAGGAAGAAGAGGCGCAGCUGCUGCGGGAGCAGCAGGAGAUGCUGCAGCUGGAGGAGCAGCGGGAGCGCAGGAGGAAGCUGCAGAGCCAGCAGCAGACCAGCAGGCAGCUGGAGCACUCGCUGCGCCUGAAGAUGAAGCGCCUGGCCCGCGAGCAGCAGGCCGAGCUGGCCCUGGACAUGAGCAUCAUGCAGCAGCUGCUGGGGCAGAAGGACGAGAGCCAGGACAGGGAGCAGAGGAAGAUGCAGCUUCGCGAGGAGCAGCGCCGGUAUCAGCAGUACCUGGCGGAACAGAUGGAGGAGCAGAAGCGGCAGGAGGCGGAGGCGGAGCAGCUGUUUGAGGAGGAGCUUCAGCAGAACUUGGCCCGCAGGGCGGCGCAGUUCCGCCGGGAGCGGGAAGCUCGGGACCGCCUGAUGAGGGAAGUGAUGGACACCCGGCGCCUGCAGAUCCAGUACAAAUUGGAUCAGAACAACCUGAAACAAGCUGAGCUGGCACAAGAGAAAGAGGAGCUGGACCGAAUCAUCGCGGAGCACAGAAAGCUGGAGGAGGAGCAGAAAAACAGCAUUAAGCAGGCCAGCAUGGAGCACCAGGCAGACCUGCUGGCUCAGAUACUGCACCAGCAGCAGCUGAGAGACAAAGACCGAGCUGAGGCCGAGCAGGAGAUCCAGAAAGGCAUGGAGUUCCAGCAGGAGUACCAGAAGAAGGUGCAACGGCUCCUAAGCCAGCCCAACUCCACCACAGGCCGCACCCACCCCUUCAGGAGGAACAAGGCCCUGUCUUCCUCUGGGGAGCGAUACAGCCAAGCCUGAUUCAGCCAGGC